GUGACAUCUCGACUUGUUUAUGCUACUACCAAGAAUCGUUUUAAUAUUUUAAUUACAAGAAAUUACAUUACAUAUUAAUUUUGCUACUAUAAUAUUGCUAUGAAUCUUCGACUAUUAGUUCCGAAUUUAUUAAUAUACUUGUUAUAUCAAAUUAGAAUGGCUGCAUCAAAGAAUCAGACAACACUGAUUUUUAUAAAUACCACAUUGAUCGACUUUACCACAACCGUUACUUCAACGAAACAUGAAUUGGUCUGGAAACGACGCAAGCAUCGUUAUCCUCCAAGAAAAGGUAGAAUUGUAGGCGGAGAAGAGGCCACACCCCAUGACUAUCCCUAUAUAGUAGCUAUGCAUAUUUAUGAUGCAAACACUGAUAUGUUCUUUUGCGGAGGAAGUUUGAUAACUCCGAUCUGGGUUCUUACAGCUGCGCAUUGUCCAUAUGGUGCUGAGUAUAUCAAAAUAUUCUUGGGCGCCCAUAAUUUAAAAACAGUGGAAUCUUCCAGGAUACAAAUUAUUUCAAAGAAAUGGUUCAUACAUGAAAAAUAUGACCCAAAAGGAAUGGACUACGAUGUAGCAUUAAUAAAACUACCUAACAAUGUUAAAUUAAAUAAGUACAUUAGCGUUAUACCCUUGGAGAAAAAUGAUAGAAACUAUACUCAUUUUCAAGGUAGAUGUGCAGGAUGGGGAAAAACUAACGCAGGUUCAAUAUCUCCAGUCUUAAGAUACGUUGACGCAACUGUAAUUUCUAAUAAGCAAUGCGCUACUUACGAAGAAUAUCAGAAAUAUAUAACCAAUCGUCAACUAUGUACUUCAGGAGAAGAUGCCGUCGGUUCUUGCGAAGGUGAUUCUGGAGGCCCUUUAGUAAUAAAUGGUAUAUUAGUAGCCCUCGUCUCAUUUGGUGUAGACGACUGCAUAGCUGAAUAUCCCUCUAUCUUUAUUAAAGUUGCGUCUUUUAUUGAUUGGAUAGAAAACCACGUAAAUUCAAAUAAAAAUAUGAGAACUGAAGAGUUAGAAAACUGUAAAGCAAUAAGUUUCCAUACAAAAUUUGUUUAUUACAUUAAAUUUACUUUUCUAAUUUAUUUAUCUAAAUAUUUAUAAUGAUUUAUUAAAAAAAAGUAUUGGGUGUUUUUCUUAUUAAAAAAUGCUCAUAAAGAUCUUAACCUGAA
Messenger RNA from Anthonomus grandis grandis, 1163 nucleotides. RefSeq names its product brachyurin-like. The transcript has 5 exons. The record is from RefSeq and is a predicted model, not a curated record. The coding region runs from base 100 to 1095 and encodes 331 amino acids. Gene Ontology annotation, molecular function: serine-type endopeptidase activity. Gene Ontology annotation, biological process: proteolysis. Lineage: Eukaryota; Metazoa; Arthropoda; Insecta; Coleoptera; Curculionidae.